This is a messenger RNA of Eucalyptus grandis, 902 nucleotides long. RefSeq lists its product as uncharacterized. Lineage: Eukaryota; Viridiplantae; Streptophyta; Magnoliopsida; Myrtales; Myrtaceae. The transcript has 2 exons. The coding region runs from base 191 to 871 and encodes 226 amino acids. The record is from RefSeq and is a predicted model, not a curated record.
CUCGCCGACUUCUGUUCUGCUCCAUGCUGACCUCAUCUCAAGACCCGUCGCUUCUAACUCCUUUAUAACUACGCAUUGGUUGACACUCAUUUGCAUGAAGCAAGACGUCCAUUCCAAUCUGAUCGUAAAUUAAUUUCGAGGAUCUGGUGAUAGAGGGAAAUAUGGAAAUUUUUAUAGUAGCCAAGAAAUUAUGGAUGAAACUCAAUCUCCGGGGAUGAUCGUUGUGAGCCUAUCUCUGCAAGUCGCUCUCAUAUUUUUGGCACCCAUUCGCAAGAGGAGUUCACGAAGGGGGAUCAUACUACUCACCUGGUCAGCCUACUUGGUCGCUGACUGGGUCGCUGACUAUGCCUUUGGACUCAUUUCCAAAGCCCAAAUCACUGCUGGUACUUCAAAUUCCGAGGCUGCUGCAUAUGCUGACCUUUUGGCAUUUUGGGCUCCAUUUCUUCUGCUACACCUCGGAGGACCCGACACCAUCACGGCUUUUGCGCUCGAAGAUAAUGAGCUGUGGCGUAAGCACUUGCUUAAUCUCUUAUUCCAGCUAGGCGUUGCAGGCUAUGUAUUUUAUCAAUCGCUGCCCAGUAACAAGCUAAUUGGGCCAACCAUCCUCAUGUUUAUUGGUGGAAUCAUCAAAUACAUAGAGCGAACAUAUGCGCUGUGGCUCGGAAGCUUUAGUAAAUUCCGUGACUCCUUGCUCGCGUCUGAUGAUGCUGGCCCAAACUAUGCCAAGCUCAUGGAAGAAUACUCUUCCAAGAAGGAAGCUAAUAUCCCUGCUUCAAUAAAGAUGACGCCGGAGCCCGAUAUGGAAUCCCCGUGGAUGAAGCUAAAAGCAGAAAAGCGAAAGGACCAACCACGUUGGACGACAGAGAAGUGAUAAAAGAGGCAUUUAAUUACUUCUCAACCUA